CAGUCUCAGUCUCAGUCUUUGUUCCAGGGUCCAGCUUCCAGCUGAUCGAAACCAACAACAACAACAACAACAACAACAACAGCAAGGCAGAAUACUACACUACACUACACUACACUACACGCAGUGCACAUCCCGAUACUGCUCCCGAUACUGUUCCUGUAACUUUUUAUAGCACUGUUCCUGAUACUGUCACCGUUAGCAUGCCGGUUCUGAGAAACGUGGACGUCUUCGUCAAGGCCCGCGCCGACAUCCGAACACAGUCGGCAAGCGGCGGGCUGGUCACCCUUCUAGCCGCCUCGACGGCCUUUUUGCUCUUUGUGUGCCAGGUCUGUGUCUACGUCUUUCCGAACGCUACCCACACGCUGCACCUUUCGGAAUCGACGCAUUUUCCCAUGCUGCCGAGCGGCAGCGGCAAAACCAAYGGCCUCUCGGCCUCGGAGAGACGAGCGAUCGACCGCGAGGGAAGGAUCCCGCUCUAUUUCAAGAUCACCUUCCUGCACCUUCCCUGCAAGCACGUCGAUGUUGCGCUCAACGGCGAGCCGAUCCGUGGCGAUGCCCAUUCGGAGUGGAGCAGCAGCGGUGGCAGCAGCAGCAAGAGCCASGGCAAGAACCACAACAAACCCAUCGACCGGAGCAAGCUCACCAUCAAGAAGUACCCGCCACGAUCGAGCGAGAUCAAAACCAUCUUUGGAUCGGAGCAAUCGCACGGUGCCAGGGCCCACCGUGGAAAGGGCUGCACCCUGGUGGGAAACCUGAGGGUCCCGCUGGUGGCCGGAUCCCUGACCAUUUCCAUGACCAGGGACUCCUGGGCCGAGGCCAUCCAGUACUUUAUGGUCCGGUCGAGCCUUCCCGAAGCGGAGGCCGCCAGGCAGGACGAGCUCCACAAGAACGAUUCCAACACGACACACUUUAUCCACGAGGUCCGUUUCGGGAGCAAGCACGGUUCGGGGGGCCUGGUGGAACACGGAUACGUGCCCCCGCUCGAGAACAAGCUCCACUCGAUCGAGAACGACCUCAACGGCGUCGCCCUGCAGGAGGUCCACGUCAAGCUCAUCCCGACCGUCCACUCCAACCCCGGGCUGCUCGASAAGGUCUUUGGGGGAAGAAGGGGCAGGAUGUACCAGAUGAGCGUCGUCGACCACACCCUAAAGCCCGAAACGAUGGUGGCCGGGGGCGUCUCCACGCUGCUCCCGGGCAUCUCGCUGGGCUACGACGUGAUGCCCCUGGCGGUACACAUCGACGAGCUCAACGGCGAGGGCGGCUUUUUCGGAUUUCUGGCGACGCUCGUCGGGAUCGUGGGCGGCUGCUUCGUCACGGUGGGGCUCUUUGCGGGCUGCGCCGUCCGGUCGGUCCAGGCCGUGGCGAAGAAAAUAGAUUGAAGAAGAAGCGACUCGCUCUUCCGAAAGCGACCCCGGAACGAUGGUUGCUUCGCAUCUACGCUACGCUGCCCUGUGCUGUGCUGUGCUGCCCUGUGCUGCCCUGUGCUGUCUGUGUGUGUGUUAGUCUCGUGGUGUCCUUUUGCUCCUAAACAACAAAACCGAUACGGAGGUGGAGUUCGAUGGAAACAUUCAACUCUCAACAAUYGGGGCCGUUGGUUCCCAAACGAACGCCGGAAACACCUCGCACUCUUCGAAAAUACCUUGUCCUUGGCAUUGCGCUGCGGUAUGGCACCGAGAGGACGCACUACGCAUACGCAUACGCAUACGCAUACGCAUGGAGUAUUUGCGCGUGCAUCAAACACACGAAUCCACGAACACAAACGAAAGGUUUCCAGCAUGCCGACUUUUUUCACUCUAAGGAUAAUAUUGAAAUCUAACACAUAYAGUACUACAAUUGCGCCGGCSAACAAGUUGGUACAAACCAUGCAGUGCUGUGUGGUCGUCCAAGCAGUACCGCCACUGCCUCCGUGCUCUCGCUCGGCAUGCUCCGACGGGUCACGAACCGAGUGGGGUGGUCAUUGUCUUCGACCGCGGCGCGGUUCAUGACAUGGUACAGCAGGGCAAUCGCAUCCAUCCGUCGGUUCGAUCCGUGCCUUUUUCUUAGACAWCAGGAACGUCGUUCGUCCAGGUUUUAGAUUGGCAAUCCGGUAGUGUCCGACGUCCUACCGCAUCCGAUUGCAUUGUAAGAAUUACCACACCGUUUCCUUUCGCCCGGCCUCGCGUCAAAGAACGAAACGAUGAUUUCCAGUGUUGCUGCUCUAGUCGGGAUCCGAUGUACUUUCCGURUAGGAAUAGAUGAAUAACGCCCUU
Pseudo-nitzschia multistriata is the source of this 2249-nucleotide messenger RNA. The record is from the annotation of a GenBank genome assembly. Lineage: Eukaryota; Bacillariophyta; Bacillariophyceae; Bacillariales; Bacillariaceae.